CCAUCGGGCGUUGGCCAACGCCAGUCUAACGCUGGAACGCGUCCGUAGAUGAGCUCGUAGAAUGUGGCUUUUCUCAAUCGAAGCGCUUAUUGCGCUGUUAACGUUGUUAGGCGGUGCAGUGUAUUACAUUGUGCGCAAACAGUCCUACUGGAAAGACCGUGGCGUGCCCCAUCUGAAGCCGGCCUUUUUCUUUGGCAGUUUCAAAAAUGCCGGCCAAACGGAACACUUCACGGACGGGGUGGUGCGACACUACGAAAGCCUCAAAGGAAAGCACCCUUUCAUGGGGGUGUACUUGCUCAUUUCCCCGGCCGCGAUGCCGACAGACCUCGAGCUGGUGAAGACGAUGCUCGUGCGCGAUUUCCAAAAUUUCCACGAUCGCGGGCUGUACUACAACGAGAAAAGUGACCCGCUAACGGCGCAUUUGUUCAAUCUCGAAGGUCAAAAAUGGCGCCAUUUGCGCAACAAAAUCACGCCCACGUUCACGUCCGGCAAGAUGAAGAUGAUGUUCCCGACGAUCGUGGCCGCUGGUAAGCAGCUGAAGGAGUUUUUGGAGCAAACCGUCCAGAAGCAGAACGAGCUCGAGCUCAAGGACGUUAUGUCGCGCUUCACGACGGACGUGAUCGGAACCUGCGCGUUUGGUAUCGAGUGCAACUGUAUAAAAAAUCCGGAUGCAAAAUUCCGAGCCAUGGGAAGGCAGUUCAUCGAGCGCCAGCCGUCACAGUUGGUGAAUUUGUUGAUUCAGUUCUCACCGAAGCUGUGCCGGUUGUUGGGUGUGCGCUUGAUCGACCGAGAGGUUUCGACGUUUUUCCUGGACGUGGUGCGCGAAACCAUCGACUACCGCGUGAAGCACGGCGUUGAGCGGAACGACUUCAUGGAUUUGAUGAUCCGAAUGUACCGGAACACGGAGAGCUCGGAAGAAUCGCUAACGUUCAACGAGGUGGCGGCCCAGGCGUUUGUGUUCUUUUUCGCCGGAUUCGAAACGUCCUCUACCUUGCUGACGUGGACGCUUUAUGAGCUGGCGCAAAACUCCGAGGUGCAGGAAAAGGGUCGACAGUGCGUGAACGAGGUACUGCAGAAGUACAAUGGUGAAAUGACUUACGAGGCCGUGAUGGAGAUGAAAUAUUUGGACCAAAUUUUAAAAGAGUCGUUGAGAAAAUACCCGCCAGUUCCGAUGCACUUCCGGGUGACGGCCAACGACUACCAGGUGCCGAACACGGACUCCGUAAUUACAGCCGGCACACCGGUGUUUAUUCCGAUUUUCGCAAUUCAACGAGACGCGGAUUUGUUCCCCGAGCCGCUUAAAUUCGAUCCCGAUCGGUUCAGCCCGGAAGAGGAGGAAAAGCGACAUCCGUUCGCGUGGACACCUUUCGGAGAGGGUCCGCGGGUUUGCAUUGGGUUGCGCUUCGGUAUGAUGCAAGCACGCAUCGGGCUGGCGUAUCUGUUGCAGGGCUUUACCGUCAGCGCGUACGAGAAAACCAGCAUUCCGAUGAAAUUCAUUGAAAACAGCUUCAUUCUGGCACCGAAAGACGGGUUAUGGCUUAAAAUUAAUAAACUGUAAGGGCUUCAAAGUUUGGCGCUGACAUAUCAAGUGAAGUUUGAGUGAUGUGUAAAUGUAAACGUAUUUAUGUAUUUUAUAUGGGUAGAAUGGAGAAAAGUGUACACCAUUGUAACAGGGUUUCGCUGAUAAAAAAAAUGCCUAACAUACCAGCUUUAUGUGAUAUAUUGUGAUGUGAGAAAAAUGAAUAAAAACGUACUGUAGCGGUGUAUUGUGCUACAGCAAGUGCCAUGUUCAAAAGGUGUCUUGUUUUCGUACCUCAGAAAGUGUGAAAUUCGAUAUCAAUACCCCCCCUUGAGUACAAACAAUCAGCU
Messenger RNA from Anopheles nili, 1869 nucleotides. RefSeq names its product probable cytochrome P450 6a23. The record is from RefSeq and is a predicted model, not a curated record. Lineage: Eukaryota; Metazoa; Arthropoda; Insecta; Diptera; Culicidae. The transcript has 2 exons. The coding region runs from base 62 to 1558 and encodes 498 amino acids. Gene Ontology annotation, molecular function: oxidoreductase activity, acting on paired donors, with incorporation or reduction of molecular oxygen; iron ion binding; heme binding.